Molecule: messenger RNA, 7612 nt
Organism: Numida meleagris (helmeted guineafowl)
Lineage: Eukaryota; Metazoa; Chordata; Aves; Galliformes; Numididae
Gene: OPRM1
Product: opioid receptor mu 1
Exons: 4
Coding region: 125-1378 (417 amino acids)
Biological process (GO): G protein-coupled opioid receptor signaling pathway; sensory perception of pain; neuropeptide signaling pathway
Cellular component (GO): membrane; neuron projection
Molecular function (GO): G-protein alpha-subunit binding; morphine receptor activity; beta-endorphin receptor activity
Source: RefSeq, a predicted model, not a curated record
CGCAGCCGGUGGCGGGGCGCGCCGUCGGGGCGGGUGGGAGCUGCCGUUUCCCCGGCACCGCCCGUGCUGCGCGUCGCCCGCACUCGGGCGCGGGGAGCUGGUGGCCGCUCUGACGCCGCGCACCAUGGCCGUCGCCUACCUCCUGGGCAACGGCUCCGCGCCGCUUCUCGCCGGCGCCCUGGAGGUCCCAUUCGGAGCCAAUGCCUCCGCCGCCGCCUGCCGCCCCGCCGUGCCUCCCUGCACGGCCGCCCCGCCGGGCGCCUGGGGUAACAGCACGGCGGGCUGGAACCGCUCCGAGCCCUGCGGCGGUGCCAACGGCAGUGCUGGCGGUGGGCCAUGUGCUCCCGCGGGCGGCGGCGGUCCCUCCGUGGUCACGGCUAUCGCCAUCAUGGCCCUCUACUCUGUAGUGUGCGUCGUGGGGCUCUUCGGCAACUUCUUGGUCAUGUACGUCAUCAUCAGAUACACAAAAAUGAAGACUGCCACCAAUAUCUAUAUUUUCAAUCUUGCAUUGGCAGAUGCACUAGCAACAAGUACUUUGCCGUUCCAGAGUGUGAAUUACUUGAUGGGAACAUGGCCAUUUGGUACAAUCCUUUGUAAGAUCGUUAUAUCCAUAGACUACUACAAUAUGUUCACCAGUAUCUUUACUCUCUGCACCAUGAGUGUGGAUCGCUACGUAGCUGUUUGCCACCCAGUUAAGGCUCUUGAUUUCCGUACCCCCAGAAAUGCCAAAAUUGUCAAUGUCUGCAACUGGAUUCUUUCUUCUGCCAUUGGUCUGCCAGUUAUGUUCAUGGCAACUACUAAAUACAGGCAUGGCUCUAUUGACUGCACACUUACAUUCUCCCACCCUGCGUGGUACUGGGAAAACCUCCUGAAAAUCUGUGUGUUCAUCUUUGCCUUCAUCAUGCCAGUCCUGAUCAUUACUGUGUGCUAUGGGCUGAUGAUUUUACGCCUAAAGAGUGUCCGCAUGUUAUCUGGCUCUAAAGAGAAGGACAGGAACCUGCGGAGGAUUACGAGGAUGGUUCUUGUAGUGGUGGCAGUGUUCAUCAUCUGCUGGACUCCCAUCCACAUUUAUGUCAUCAUUAAAGCCCUGGUCAACAUCCCAGAAACUACUUUCCAGACUGUCUCCUGGCACUUUUGUAUUGCUCUAGGGUAUAUAAAUAGCUGCCUUAAUCCAGUCCUAUAUGCAUUUCUAGAUGAGAAUUUCAAAAGGUGUUUCAGAGAAUUCUGCAUCCCCACCUCCUCAACCAUUGAGCAGCAGAACUCCACCCGGGUCCGACAAAAUACUCGUGACCAUGCUUCCACUGCCAACACUGUGGACAGGACUAACCAUCAGGUUCUCACUUGGAAAUGGGGGGGAUCUCACAAGGGAAAGCUGUGAUUGUGUUAUCAGUCUUACCCACACUUCGAUGGUGGAGCAGAACUGCCAAAUGUGUCAUGGGCCCAUACAUCUAUGUAUGUAUGUAUCUAGUAUUCACUAUAUGAAGCAAAAGUUUAUUUGAUAGGCUCAGCCCUCACUAGUGCAUUUGUGAUCCUCGGUGGAGUCAAUUUUGUGUGCAUUUGACAAGAGAAUUGAAUCUUUAUCUAGUAAGUGUCCAUUGUUUUACAGUGCAGUUUGUAGGCAUGUAUCUCCCACAUUUACUUAUAAAUCUUUUUAUAAAUUUUAGAAGAGUUGUAGCCUUCUAAAUUUCUACCGUUAGCAAAAAUUAUUAUGGUACUGCGCAAAGGCUGAUUAAAAUAAAGCCUAUUUCACUGGGCACAGAGCAAACACAGAACAGAAGAUGAUCCUUACUGAAAGGAUAUUAGUCUAUACCAAGGGAGAGAGCCGCCUGAGGUAGGGACAGAAGUUAGCUUCUUAAUGGCAACAGGGAGCAAGCUAAUCACAGAGCUGGAAUUUUGGCUGAUUGUUUUUAUUCGUUUCCUUCAGUGAGUAGCGGUGGAAUUAGCUAAGAAGAGAUAAAGCAUAGUAAAGAGAAGUGAAAGGGAAGGUGCUGAAGGGAAAGGAAGCUGAUGGGAAGAAUGCGGAGGAGAAAGGGGAAUAUCAGGAAUAAGGUCAGACAGAGGCAGUAAGGGAGAAAACUGAAGCAAAGAGAUGAUGUACUACAUGUAAGAAAAGUGUGUUCAGAACUGUAAGAAAUUGUGUGACUACCCAGCUUUCACUACUUCUGUAACUCUUCCUAAAAACUUGCUAGCAGGUUUCCCUGAGGCCAUGGAGAAGAAGACUUACUUGGAAACUCCUGACCUCAUAGAUUUGUUUGCAUAGCCUGGUAUUUGAGAGAAUUUGAAGUGGCCAUAAAUGGGUCCAGUCAUUUCCCUCACCACCAUCCAGCAGUCCUUGCUUUGGCAGAUACUGCCACUGCUUUCUUUGUGCCAGGCACGCUCUCUGGAUGCUGACCUGAACCUUCUCACUGCGACACUCCCUGGGCACAGCACACCAGCUAGUGGCAGCUGUCUUUCUCAUCCUCUGCAGAAGCAAUGGAAUACAGUCACAGCAAGCCAUAUUCACAGCUGAAUAUUAAACUUCAUUUUUAUAUUUUCUUCUACAACAGACUUUUCUGUAAAAGACAACGUUUUUGGUGUCUCUUACCAUCAAAAUGUCAGAAAGAUUGUAGUACUCUUCUACUCUGAGGAGGUUCUCCGAGUAGUACUGACAAAUGUAACAUUGUAUUUAUUUAUUUUAGACAGAAAAAGCCCUAGGGUGAAUGCAGUUUUUUCGCUCAGAAAAUGUAAAAAAGCACUUUGCUCGAACAGUUGGUAAGCUUCUGUAAAUUCUAUUGACAGGACAUUCUUUUCACAGGUAAGUCCUUUCUGUAUAGGCAAGUCUAGCCAGUAUAUCUGUAUUGAUCUAAGUGUACUGACAAGCUCUUUCUUGUAAAGACAAGGCCUUGGAGAGCAUUUGCUAUGAAUUCUAAUUGCACAACUGCAUAGUGGUGGGCACAGUUCAAGUUAUUUUCAAAGAAGCAGCUGUUCUACAAGUUGCUUUUUUGCCAAGUGAGAAUUCUUACUCCUGCUAAAGGUAAUGAGAAUUGCAGGCGCUCAAUUGCAAAACAGCUUGGGGCCUCACACUCUUAAAGUACUUAAAAUAAGCAUUCACUUGUGGAAAUAACAGUCGUGUUUUCUACCAGUGCAAAAGCAGGAACAGCAAACACAAACAUUCUUAUUACUCUGCAUUUAGAUAUUUGCCUUUGGCUUAUUUCAUGGGUCUUUGAGAUUACUGAAAGGUUUUUAUGGAUUAAGAAUUUGAUUACUGUUUUAUCAGCAUUUUGGAAAAGCACAAAUCAAGUUCUGACAUCCCUCAGAAAUGCAGCACUGAUGGUGUGAGCAUUUAUAAAAAUUGUACGUGCUCCGUGGAGCAACUUAUUUCUGAGGGAGAAAAAAACAGUGGCUAGUCAGGCAUCCACGUGUUGAAAUAAAAAGGAUAUUGGAGUAAAGAAAAAUUAUUUCUAAGUUGAAACAAGAAAAAAUUAAAAGCUGGUUUAACUAACUGAAAAAAAGUACUUUCUUACAUUUUAGUUUUCCCAGCACUUUGUGACAGCUUACAAACAAAUAUGGGGAGUCCUGUGCAGAAACCUGACAAAAGCUGUAUGGAUUCUAUAACUUCAGUCUUUAGCAGGUUUCACAUCUACCUGUUUUAAUCAAGAAUGACCUUUCUGUGUGUUAUUAGAAAAUUGGCAUGCCUGUAUAUAAUAUGGUACUUAAUUAUAAAACAUUGAUUUCUUAUAAAAACCAUUUCUGUCAAGAAAUCUUCAGAAAGUUUGUAUUAAUUUACCAGAUUCUUAAAACUAGGCAUUCUUUUGUGGCUGACUACCACUGUCGUGGGACCCUUGUAAAUCUUCUACGUAGCACAGAAAACAGAAUGUUUUCCAGACAAUUUAAUUAAAGGAGGUAACAAAUAUAAACAAUGCUAUGAGGACUGAAACUAAUUAAAUUCAUCCUUGGGCUGCAUAUGCUUGUGAUACAUUCCUCAAACUGAAAGUUAGAAUAGAUGGAGAUCAGAACAUUUCACUUACGGAAAAAGAACUGGGUAUCCUAUUACAUAAUCAUAGAAUCAUAGUGGUUGGAAGGGAUCAAGGUCUUCCAACCCCCUGCUAAAGCAGGUUCCCUAUCACAGGUCAUGCAGGAAAGCAUCCAGGAAGGUUUUGAAUAUCAUUAGAGAAGAAAACUCCACAUCUCUGGGCAGCCCAUUCCAGUACUCUGUCACCCUCACAGUAAAGAAGUUCUUCUUCAUAUUCAUAUGGUAUUUCCUGUGUUCCAGUUUGUGCCCAUUGCCCCUUGUCCUGUCACUGGGCAGUUGAAAAGAGCCUAUCUCCAUCCACUUGACUCCCACCCAUUAGAUAUUUAUAAGCAUUUAUAAGAUCCCAUCUCAUGGCUUCUCCAGACUGAACAGUCGCAGCUUCUCAGCCUUUCCUCAUCAGGGAAAUGUUCCAGGCCACUCAUAAUCAUCCACCUCUGCUGGACUCUUUCUAGAUGAUCCCUGUUUUUCUUGAACUGAAGAGCACAGAACUGGACACAGUACUCCAGGUGUGGUCUCACCAGGGCAGAGCAAAGUGGGGGGGAUCACCUCCCUUGACCUGCUGGUCACGCUCUUGCACCCCAUUGGCCCAGGGUACCAUUGGGCUUCUUGGCCAUAAGGACACACUGCUGGCUCAUGGUCAACCUGUUGUCCAUCAGGACACAUAGUUCCUUCUCUGCAGAGUUCCUCUCUAUCAGGUGAUUCAAUUCUGAAGUGAAAUGAACUUCGAAAUUCAGUUCUGGAUCUGGAUUUAUCCAAAAGACAGAUAUUCAGAUUCCAAAUCAAGUCAUUUUCUAAUAAAAAGAUGGGUGAGGAGGAACGUUUUCGAUGUAGAAUAAAGAAAACCCCUAAAUAUAGAAAGUUGAGUUGAGCAAGCAUUUAAGUUAUGUUCUGGCUUUGGAUAAAUUUAUCUCCAAUUAGUAUUCCUAACAGAUGUCACUUCUGUAAGUGCCUGGAAAACAGAGCAGUUAGAAAAUAAACUUUCUCCUUACUCCAAAACCCUUAACCAGAUGCAACCCUUUGCCUUCUCUUCACAGUUCAUCUGUGACUCUGCUUUCCAUAAAUAAAUACCUUACUUACAAUAUCCCCCUAUUUUCAACAAUUUCUGAUCGCUGAGCAGUAAAAAGGGUUGCAGGCUUUCAGGAUGUGAUGUAUAGCAAGCAAAUUUUCUUGAUGAAUAUUUCUGUAUUGAUAUCAUGACUGUACAUGAAUAAGCAUGGAUACUAUGGGCACCCAGGGCAGAGGGACAGUUGUGAUCGUUUCCUGAUAUAACUCCAUCUCACACAGAAUGUAAACUGGAUUUUGAAAUUCAAAUCCAGCAGUUAGCCAAUUUACUGAUGUGAACACAGAAAGCAUGCUAAUAUAGCAUUUAAAAUACCAGAUUCCCUGCAGUUGCUACAAAAAGAAUACAGGGAGUGAAUGAAAUUCUUCUCUACAAGUGAAACUCACAGAGAGUCCCCAUCUAGAAAGAAAACAGCUGGCUUGCUAUGUAACAGACUCUCAUGCAAACACAACAGGACUGCAGAUCUGUUUCUGUGUCAUUAAAGGUCAGACACGAAAUUUUUCUCUUACCAUUCUCUCUACCUUGUUGCAUUAUGACAGAGACUCAUCCUUGCCCUGCUGCCUGGGCUACCAGCUCAGCUUUACGGGGCAGGGUAGGAGCUGCAAAUGAAAUGUAAAUUCCUCUAAAAAAAAGACACACAUGUAAACACACACACACGCAAGCUGGUGGGGGCUUGGGGGUAUAAAUCAAGUGAUUGCUCAUUGUAUUUGCAAUUUCUUUCCUUUCAGUUGGAACUCCAAGAAGCUGAAACCACCCCACUGCCGUGACAGGGUCUCCUGCAGUAUAGCCCUCAAAGCAAUUACAAACCAGUGGCACAGUGUUUCUGUGCAAUCCACUAUGGGAUGGUGUAGGAUACGCUUUCCCUCAAAAAAAAAAGAAAAAAAAUGAUAAAAGAAUAAACACAGAGGAAAGUGCCUGCUUUUCCAGUCUGUCAAAAACUGCUUCUGCAGCACUUCUACGUUGCUCGUAACAGAAGCAUGAAACUCAAUGGCAACAGAGCCAAGAGAUGUGGGGGCUUUCCAGGCUCCACUGUUCAAAACAGUCGUAUUAACCAGGAAUACAUCUGUUAGUCUAAAAGCAAAGCUAUCUGAUAUGCUCUGACAAGUUACAAUGGCAUUAAACAGAUUGGAAACAAAAGUUCAAAAGACAACUUUUGAAAAAAAAGUUGAGCUUUUAAUGACAGGAAAUAAUGGGAAAUGAAGCUGUAAUACUGUUGGGUACUCGAUUUACAUUUAAAAAUUUUUUUGUAGAGGUGUUUUCUGUGCAGGUUGUUUGUGUGCUGAAGUCUCACGGGAUCAUCUAGAACAACACAUUGGAAAUUCAAGAGUUCUUCUCUUAUAAGGAUUGCAUGUUCCAUAACUUCAAAAGGAAAAUAUUUCCUUCAGUGAUCAUUCAAAGAAAAGAAAAACCUCCAAGCAUUACCAUUCUCUUCUGCUUCUCACAUAAGAACUAGACCUUUACAAUCAAAACAAUGAGGUAUCAGUUCACCUAAUAGAGAUGAGUAAAUGAAAGUAUCCCAUGCUGUUAUUUGUAGGAUUAUCCCCAAAAAAGUAUUGACUGUGUUAUUGUAAACUCCAGUGUGAAUAAAUGUACAGCUAAAAGCUUGUCAGAGCUGGCACAGGCAACAAUGAAUUCUUUUAGUUUCCCAAAUUUCAACUGCCCUGUCAGCAAUAUCUCAAACUUGGAAGUCAACAACAGUCCCUGUGUGAAGUGCUUGGAAGAAUUAACACAUCAGAGCUGCUUUAAAAAAACAGAAAGUUACAUUUUGAUAGAAAUCCAUUUUUUUUCUUAACCAAACCCAUGUGUUUGCUUUUUUAACUAACUUAAUACAGUCUGCAUUUCCAUUUUGUAUUAGCUAGUAAAACACAUGAAGAUUUAUGGAAGAAACAUUGUACUGAAGUAAAUGCCAUCCUGUUUUUUUGUAUGGAAAAUAGAAAUAUCCAUGUAGAUAACUUGUGGUGCGAUAGUAUUUUCUAGCCAUUGUUUGUUACUUGCUUUGUAAAUAAAUCAUCUGUAGUUAUGCAAGGGGGGAAAGUUUACUUCAGUGUAUUCUAAAAUACAACUCUAUGGAACAGGGUUUUCUUCUAUUUAUUUCUGCUUAUUUAUUUCUUACUUUCACUGUUAAAAUCUGUGUAACAGAAUAUGCUUUUAGCGUGAAGUCAUUUGUUUCUGCCUUGGACUGUGUAGUAAAGACUGAAGGCCAAAUCCAUGUGAGUUGUAAAUUGAAGUAACGCUAUUUGUGUUUCAUCAGUGUGAUGAGGUUAAAUAUGUAGACCUUUAUAUCAGCUUAAUAUGGAACCAGACAUAGCAGAAGUGCCUUUUUUCCAUUUUCUGUUGAAAAUUCUGCCAUGCUGUCAUAGAGAUUCCAUAUUUAAUUUUGUAUUAGUCUAGCAAGAUUUCCUCACAGUCAUCAUUAAAGUUUAAACCAGAUCUGUCAUCAUCUUAAGACAGAGGUUUUUCAUCUAACUUUAAAAAAGCAUAGGAUAGGAACUCAAAAAAAAAAAAUUGGACAUGUUCUUUUGCACUACACAGCAGUAUUA